AUGGUACUGAAAGGAAUCGGAGGCUCAAGCGGCAUCGCGGUUGGCAAGGCGCUAAUUUUAAGCGAGCAAAAAUUAAAAAUUACCGCUCAAUCAGCCGAAAGUUCGGCUGAAAUCAUUCGUUUUCGCCGCGCUGUUCAAGAGAUAGUGGCUGAGAUUAACGCCUUAGAGAAGCGUAACCGCGGCCAGUCUAACCAAGCCCAAGCCGAUAUUCUUGAAGCUCACCGCUCGAUCGCGCAAGAUCCGAGUUUGCGAGACGAAGUCGAGACUUUAAUUAAAGAAAAAAAGACCAAUGCACUUUGGGCGCUUGACCAAGUUUCGAGCAAAUGGGUCGCGCUUUUUGAAAAGAUGGAAGAUGCCUACAUGCGCGAAAGAGCGAGCGACAUCAAGGACGUAACUAAUCAAAUCGCUUUCGCAUUAGCGGGGGUCAAGCGCGUUGACCUUUCGCAAAUCAAGGAACCAGUUGUGAUUGUGGCCCACGACAUUACUCCGUCCCAAAGCGCCCAAAUGAACGAGCAAGUUUUAGCUUUUGUGACCGAGGUUGGCGGCCAAACAUCGCACGCCGCCAUUAUUGCUCGAGCGCGGCGAAUUCCAGCCGUGCUUGGCGUGGGCAACUUACUCAAAAAAGUUAAAAAUGGCGAUCCAGUUGCGCUUGACGGAGAAGCUGGUACUUUGAUCGUCAAACCGACUUUGGAAGAAAAAAAACGUCUCCAAACUAAGGCGGUUGAGUUGGAGGUUGAGCGCAGUAGCGCUGAAAAGUUCCGCGGCAAAAAAACUUGCACUUUAGAUGCUCACCAAGUUGAGUUAGCGGCUAACAUCAGCACUUUGGAAGAUUUGCCCAAAGUGCUGGCUAACGACGCCGAAGGCAUCGGUCUUUUUCGCUCCGAAUUUAUUUACAUGCGCGCUCAAGCUUGA
Centruroides sculpturatus (bark scorpion) is the source of this 912-nucleotide messenger RNA. Its product is annotated as phosphoenolpyruvate-protein phosphotransferase-like. NCBI's taxonomy places the organism in Eukaryota, Metazoa, Arthropoda, Arachnida, Scorpiones, Buthidae. The record is from RefSeq and is a predicted model, not a curated record. The coding region runs from base 1 to 912 and encodes 303 amino acids. Gene Ontology annotation, molecular function: transferase activity, transferring phosphorus-containing groups. The transcript has a single exon. Gene Ontology annotation, biological process: phosphoenolpyruvate-dependent sugar phosphotransferase system; phosphorylation.